Paramacrobiotus metropolitanus is the source of this 1211-nucleotide messenger RNA. RefSeq names its product ribosomal RNA processing protein 1 homolog A-like. Gene Ontology annotation, cellular component: nucleus; preribosome, large subunit precursor; preribosome, small subunit precursor. Lineage: Eukaryota; Metazoa; Tardigrada; Eutardigrada; Parachela; Macrobiotidae. Bases 79 to 1071 code for a protein of 330 amino acids. Gene Ontology annotation, biological process: rRNA processing. The record is from RefSeq and is a predicted model, not a curated record. The transcript is spliced from 5 exons.
UUUCAUAGACCGAUAAACGCUCUUAUUUUACCUUUUUCAUAUUUACAACUUCUUUUUUCAUAAUACGCUGAAAGUAACAUGAAAUCUAGUGAGAUGGGUAAAAAGCGGAAGCAGCCGGAGGAUGUUGCAGGCACGCCGAAUCCGCGGCACCCGAAGAAAUCCAAGAACCAGAUCGAUGAGCUGCAGCUGGGUUCGCUGGCGGUGGAGCUGGAUUUCGCCAAGAAGCUGGCCGCCAACGAGAAACUGCAGCGCGAUCGGGCCAUGCGCAAUCUCUUCCGCUGGCUGCAGUCGCAGUGCCAGCAGGGAAAACGAUUCUCCAAGAACGAGUUGAUGGUGCUGUGGAAGGGAUUGUAUUAUUGCCUGUGGAUGGCCGAUAAACCGCUCGUUCAUGAAGAGCUGGCGGAUAAAAUGGUGAGUCUGCUGAAAUGCUUCGCGGCGCACAAGCUCAGCGCGGUGAAAUUCCUGGACGCCUUCUUCCUGACCAUCAGCCGGGAAUAUUCCCGCAUCGACCGCUUCCGACUGGAUAAAUUCCUCAUGUUGACGCGGCGGAUGUUCCGUGGGAUGGUGGUGUGGCUGCGGGAGACGGGCUGGAGCAGUCGGUGGACGGAGCACGUGUGGCUGGUGCUGCGGCAGAACGUGCUGUCGGGCGAGAGCGGCGUGUGUGCGGAAGGUCUGCAGAAUUUCCUCACGGAGAUCUUCCUCACCGAGCUGGAAGCGACGCUGACGGAGGAUGGCGAGGAGGACGCCACCGCCGGCGACGCCAGGCGGGAGUGUGUCGACGGGCUGUUCCGGGUGUUCUGUGAUGUCCUUCUGGAUGCCGACACGAUGUUUCUGCGCAACGCCGUGCAGCGGAAUCUCCUGAAAUCCAGCGCGGCCACCUUCCCACGUGUUCACGCCCUCCUCUCCCGGGAGGCGGUGGCCACGUACGCCCUGCAGUUGGGCCAGAAUCCGCACUGUCCGGUAAAGAACCGCCGAGCAUUAUACACCGUCCACACCCACUUCCGGCGCCCGGCGGCGGCCGUCGCCAGCGACCAGGAUGAAGUGGAAGACGAAGAUCCUGUUGCGCCGUGAUCGGCGCUUCAUUCGCCUUUAUCUUGAGCAUUUUUGCGGCGGAGUAUUGAGUUGUCGGUGUGAAUGGCGCGUAGCGGCCUGGUUUAAAUAAAUACAUCAUUAUACAUGUGAAAAUUGCCGAAUAAUUCGCCCGAUUUAUU